Molecule: messenger RNA, 7417 nt
Organism: Cuscuta epithymum
Lineage: Eukaryota; Viridiplantae; Streptophyta; Magnoliopsida; Solanales; Convolvulaceae
Source: the annotation of a GenBank genome assembly
GAAUAAUCAAUUCAAUGCAAUAAGCCAAUAACCAUUCAAUUUAAUAACCAUUCAAGUCAUUACAUCAAUCCAUUGCAGUAACCAAUCAAUUCUAAAAAGACAAUUGAAGUCCUGAAACAAAGAUUGUUUUACAUCCAACCACCAACAUAUAGAUUUAUAGAGCAAUACAUUUCACUUGUGAUGCAAUAUAUUACUAAAUAAAAUCCAUGAAUCAAUCAGUCUGACAAAUGCAAGCUUCUCUGCCUUAGCUUUGCGUGCUUGGAGGCCAAAAUAUGCAAUUCUUUCACUUUAGCUCCCAUCUUUUCUUUCUUCUUUUCCAGCUUCACAAUCUUCUCUUCUAAAUCUUUUUUGUCCAUCAAAAGAGGCUGAAUCAAAUUAUCCUUAUCAUUUGUCUUCACUUCAAGAGACAUAGCAGGAUUUUCCUCAACCCAUUGAAGAUAGGAACAAUCAAAUUUCUGUAAAAGAAAUUACACUUUAGAUGCACAAUAAUACCAUUUUGAUGCUCUAAAUUACAAUUGAAAUACAAAAACUGGUGUCGUUUUAAUUCAUGCAAGUUACAAUAAUACCGUCUUUAACUAAUACAAGUAUAUAAUAAACAUAUGCUUCUCACGCAACUUGUACCGGCUAAAAAGUGAUGGCUAAGGGUUCCUGCCGGUGGGGACUAUUUCUGGAAAAAGCUCACUUAAGUUAGGACCACCCAAUAAUAACUGCUAAUAGGGAUUUUUAAAUACGGACCGAGCAUUGUUGGGAUUAUUAAAUCCAAUUUUUUCGAAAAAAUAACCCACUUUUGUAUAUAACUCACACAACAAUAUAACAAAUACCUCAAAUUAUACUAUCGGUGCACCACACCCAAUAAGAUAUAUAUACCACACAGCUUAACUUUCGGUGCACACAGACAAAAUUCAAUAACCACAAAUACAGGGAAUGCGUGUACAUAUAAAAAGAACAAAGAUAACAACUCCAAUAAUAACCACUUUUGUAUAUAACUCAAAUAAGGAACUCACAUGCACUCUACUAAUCUUAAAUGAAAACACACAGACAACAUCACAGUAUCACACAUGUUACUUAACAACUCACAGACACUUCAAACAUGUCACAUAAGAACUCACAGACAACUACUACUCAAACCAUAAGGUUAUACCGACACUGUAAUUCCAAACAUACACACACAACCGAUUAAGGGUUCUAGCUUCCAUUUUUAAUUUUUAAACACAAAAAUUGAAAUUAACGAAAUGGUAAACAUAGUUAUCAUUAUAUUCAACUCCAAUACACAAUCAAAAACCUAAUAAAGAAGACACAUGACUUCAUACUUACAGUCGGCCAUGACGAAGAGGCUUGUUCGCACCAUGGCCGCAGGUCAGAAUGUCAGACCCUUGAUCUUUAACUUCAACCUUCUUCUUGAGCUUCAAUUGUCGUCCACGACCAUCGUCUUCACCAUACUUCGUCACCUCUAGUGCUCCAUCUUCGACGAUGAAUAAGUUGCGUAAAUAGGCCACCAUUUACAAUUCCAAAUGUAAGAAGGUGGAUUGCCGGUUGUGGGGAAGUGUGAAUCGUGAAGAGUGGAGAAGAAGACUUUUGGGGGGUUUGUAGAGUUGAGAUGAGGCGGAGGAAUUUGGUGGGCUGAGGACAAUUUGAUGGGCAAAUGGAAGGGUAAAAGAAUUGGGAGGGGUAUUUAUGUGGUGUACCCCAGGGUGUAACCCAGGGUGUACACCAAGAGUUUUUGUUCCCUAUUUGGCACUACCUUUUUGGUCCACCUCAUGUUUUAAUAAAUAAAUAAAAUAAAAAAAUAAAAUGCUUUACCUUAUUGUAAAUAAACAGGCCCGAAAGAAGGCAGCAAGGGGAAAGACGGUGAAGCCGCCGCGUCUGGGAGACAAACGAGAGUCAGACACAAGCCCACAACGUAGGAUUAUGCCCAUGAGACCUUCUACGUUUCUCUAUCAAUGAAGGUGGAUUAUUUUUUGUGGACGGGAAACCGGAGAAGGCAGAUUUUCAGUACGUUGACAAAUCCAACCACUCUUGUGCCCCACUCUCGUGCCUUUGCUGAUAGUUACUCUAAGAUGAGCUGUUAUUCUGUAAAUAUAACCAUUGAGGCAGUUUCUCAGUGUCUAUGCAUGAACAUUCAUUCGUUUUUUCUUUUAAAAAUUCUGCUAUGCCCUAUUCCAGUAUGCAGUGCAACAUUCUCCUAUACAGAUUGAGCAUAUUUUGCAUCUAUCAAAUUACUAUUCGUAUUUGUAUUCUUAUUUGAGUUUUUUCGAAUUCAAAUAGUUAUACUGUCCAUUUAUGAAUGGUUUCUUAAAAGUUAUUGUUUACUUUGUCCUAUGCCACUAUCCAAUGCUCUUACGAAGCAUGCUUCAUAUAAAGAGAAAAGAGCAAAAAGUACUUGCAGCAUAUGCCUAAAAACAUGUCUUCACUUUUCCUGUUUGGGUCAUCCCUAACUAACCCUCCUUUUCCCUCUUAAGUAAAAAAGUGUGUUGGCUAUUUUCUUUCAUUUGUGUCUACAAGAAUAUCAACCAAACAAUUUUCAUUUCCAUACAAUUCAUUUCAAGUCAAACCCAGAACAUUAAAUGGGAAAGGAGGGAGUAAUAGUGACAAAAAACCUGAAGAAAAAUAGAAAAUAUUAGGGCCUGUUUAAUAACAGAGAUAUUUUCCUGUUUUCUACUUCUGUUUUUCGUUCUCCAAUUUUCUGUUUUUAUUUUUCAGUUUUUCUAUCUCCAAUUUUCUGUUUCUAAAUCACGACAUUAUAAUCAAUUUAACCUUCUGGAUGAAUUCUCCAUUCAGGCAACCAAAUGUAACAUGAGGAUCAUCAGAUCAAAACACACAUGAAAGUCAGAACUUUUCAAAAAGGCACGCAGUUCAAUAGUAUUCAUGGUAAACUGCAAGAAUUCCCCAUUGAAGUACUUAACUUUCUCGAUUUGGUUAGCCCCCACCUGAGAAAUCACACAAUUGUACUCCUCGCACAUCCCAUUUUCAUCCAAACUGGGCACUCAGUUAUUACAUUAAUGGGUAUCGACUUUUUAAAAAGGAGAAACUGUAAGAAGAAAAAUUAAAGACAGGAGUGAAACAAUUAAGGAAACUUGCUUAUGGUGACGGGUGAAGCAUGCAGGUCAUAUAAAAGCAGAAACGUCUAUAAGUUCCACAUGGAAGAAGCUAGGCUAGAAAAGAACAAGUCCUAAAAUAGAUUUUCUUAUUCCUAUUUGGCUCCAUAUUUAUGUGGCUUAAAUAUGUUUUUAGUCCCAUCAAAUAUGGCACAUUUUGUUUUAGAUCCUGCAUAAAUAGUUUUUUGUUUUUCAUAUCUGUACUAUAGACUAUUCUCUUUUCAGACCCUCUCUAACUUCGAGACAAUUUCCAUUUAGAAAAAAAAAUCUGUAGCAUAACUCAACUAGAAACUUGUAAAUUCAUUGUUUUUAACUUCUUGGAGACAAAUAUAGUUUUAAGGAAAUAAUGAGGAGAGCUCUUUGUAGGGGUAGUGAUUUUCCGCCGCCGCAUCAAUAUGGGGUUGGAGCGGCAGAUUUUUCUGAUUUUAAGUGUUAUAACGCUUGAGAUUGCAACUAUGUCCGAGGAGAUAACGUUGGCGGAUGAACAAAUUGCGGAUGAGAUUUUGUAUCGAUGCUGGAUCAUGAAGCCUUGGUCGGCCACUCUGACGGUGGUUGAGUUUGUAUUCAUCCAUAUUGCAAGAACUCGUCCUCCUCCAAAAACCACCUCCAUACCAGGAAGAGUUUUGUGGAAUGAUUUUUUUCUAUAUUAUUUUCUCUUUAGUAGUAGUACUAAUUUUAGUUUUAGUCCGAGUGGAUUUGGUUUGAAUGUUUGGAUUUUCGGAGUUCUUUUGAUAGGCAGGGUUUCAGAUCUGUUUGUUUUAGGCUUAAAUUUGCCCAUUUCAAGUUUAGCGAGUCAGGUUGCUUUGUAUGAGGUGACUGAUUCUAUGUGUACUCCUAGGGUUCACGAUUGGAUCUGUAAAAACAUCUUGGAGACUGAUAUUGGAGUUAAACAAUGUUUCACUAAUCAUUCACGUUUCAAAGAUAGGUUUUAACCAACGUCUAGAAAAUCUCAGUAAUGAUUGUUUUAAAAAGAAAAUAAUCACAUAUUACAAGGAUGAAAAAAAAGGUAAUUUUGAAGGGGAGUAAUGCUAGAUGACACACUAUACUUGUAGGUACUACAAACUUGUUUAAGUCUAUUUAUGUUAAAUAUAAAAGCAAGUCAGACAUUCUGUAGAAAAUACAAAGAAAGUCAACUUGAUGAGCUGGAUUAAUGUUUGUUAGAAUAGUCAAAUCUGUUUGUAAUAAUUAGUUUCAUUCUGUUAGACAGCUCAUGUAUAAAUAUCUUUCAUGAACUUUGUAAUCGAAUAAUUCUCUCGAAUGAAUACUCUCUUUCUCUUCUCUCAGAUUACUCAUGUACUCACAAAGCUUCUUUAAUGGCAGAUAUGCUUAGUUUCUUCAUGGUAUCAGAGCCAGUUUAUACUGGAUCUUGAUUGCCGAUUCUUCAUCUCUUUAUUUUUUAGCGAUUUCUAUUGUCGCUGUUGCUAUCUCCCUACGAAUUUGAUUUGCUGUCAAUUCGUAUUUCACGAUCUGUGUUCUUGAUUUUGAUUUUGUUCGUCAAUUCGUAUUUCACAAUCUGUUUGUUGAUCUAUAUCUUGCUAAUGGCGAUUGAUGGAGAAAGCAGUCAAGAUGGAAGAAAUUCCAACGUUAUCAACAACAAGGAUCCGCUGUACUUGGGUCCUGGAGAUCAUCCGAAUCUGCAACUAGUUUCUACACCUUUCAAUGGUAAACAUUACCUUAACUGGACUAGAGGAGUUAAAAUGGCGUUGAUAUCCAAAAAUAAACUUGGUUUUAUAAAUGGAAAAUGUGCCAAGCCAUCUGAAAAUAAUGAUAAGUACCAGGAUUGGAUUAGAGCUGAUUAUACUGUUAUGUGUUGGAUCUUACACUCUCUGAAUCCUGCAAUAGCAAACAGCAUGAUGUAUGUCACAUCAUCUAAACAAUUGUGGGAAGAACUAAGUGAAAGAUAUAAUCAGACUAAUGCUCCAUUCCUAUAUCAACUACGCAAAGACAUGGUUCACAUAUCACAAGAUGGACAACCUGUAGCUGAUUACUAUGGCAGAUUGAGAUCAGUUUGGGAAGAUUUACAAAGUCUUGAUGGUUUACCUGAAUGUGACUGUGGUGCUUUAAAUGCAUGCUCCUGUAAUCUGCUAAAGAAAAUUCUUGACAGGGAGAAUAGGAACAGGUUGUUAGAUUUCUUGAUGGGACUCGAUGACAAGUAUGAAGUCAUAAGAGGUCAAAUACUGGGUAUAGAUCCAUUACCUACUGUGAAUCAAGCGUAUUUCAGUGUCCAACAAGUUGAAAUGCAGAAGAACAUUAGUUCUGGCAUUUUUGUUGAUCAAGAUGCUACUGCUAUGGCAGUUCAGAAACCAACAGAUGGAUAUGUGACUGGAGGAAAAGGAAAUACUUCAAGCUCCAAUAUGAGUUGGGAUCACAAUGCAAAGAUGAAUGACUACAAGAAAACAAAAAAAUUCUGUGACUAUUGUCACAAGACCAAUCAUACUAGGGAAUUUUGCUGGAAGCUAAAGAAGAGUAGAAACACAUAUGUCAGGGGACAAGAAAAUAAUAAGUUUGCUGCAAAUGUUGAAGAGGUUCAUGAAGUUGCUGAUGAAACACCUUUGGAAACUGGCAGCAAGGCUAUGGAUCCUGGAAUGAUACAAGUUGUGGUGCAAGAAGUCAUGAAGGCAAUGACUGGAAAGAAUCCAUCUCAACAAUAUGGUAUGACAACAAAUCCAUCAAUGAACUUUGCAGGUAUGGCUCAUGCUUUGCAUACUAAGACUGUCACAACAAAUUCAAAAGUUUGCACCUGGAUUGUUGAUACAGGAGCAUCUGAUCAUAUGACCUUUGAUUCUAGUAUUUUUUCCAUUACUAAGAAUCUUGAGAAACCUAUUAAGGUAGGUCUGCCAGAUGGUAGUAUUAAGUCAGUUAUAAUGAUUGGAGAUGUUAACUUGACUGAUGAAAUUAUAUUGAAAGAUGUUUUGUUCUUACCUGGCUUCCAACACAAUUUAUUAUCUGUUGGAAAACUUUUGGAUGACACUGGAUAUAGUGUUAUUUUUGACAAGCAUAACUGUGUUCUUCAGGACCCUAUCAGUAAGAAAGCAACACAAUUGGGAGGAAGAAGAAAUGGAGUAUAUGAGAUUUGCUUCGGAAGGAAUAGUAGUAAAAUGUCAUUGAACAAUUAUAGUUCAUGUCAUACUGCUUUGGUUGCUUCUAAUAAAGCUGAUGUACACUUGUUUCAUGCUAGAUUAGGACAUAGUUCUCUGUCUAAGCUGAAAUAUGUACAAAACAAUAAUGAUUUCAAUAAAGUUUCUGAUUUGGAAUGUGAAGCUUGUAUUUUAGCCAAACAACAUAAACAACCUUUUGUUGUUAGCAAAUCUCUUACAGAAAAACCUUUUGAACUUGUUCACAUUGAUCUUUGGGGACCAUAUAGGUUCAAAUCUGUCACUGGAGCAUCUUAUUUUUUAACCAUUUUAGAUGAUCACUCAAGAGUUACUUGGACAACAUUGUUGAAGGACAAAACAAUGGUUUAUCCUACUUUGGCUAAUUUUUUUACUUAUGUUGAAACUCAUUUCAAUACAAAAGUAAAAAAUAUCAGAAGUGACAAUGGAACAGAAAUUGUUCAAAAGGAAUGUGGAAGAUUGUUUGCUGAAAAAGGAAUCUUACAUCAAAGAAGUAUAGCAGGAAAUCCACAACAAAAUGGUAGAGUUGAACGCAAACACAGGCACUUGUUAGAGACUGCUAGAGCUCUUAGAAUACAUGCUGGUUUGCCUAAAAAGUUCUGGGGAGAAUUGAUCCUUUCUGCUACACAUUUGAUUAAUUUGAUGCCUUCAUCAGUUUUAAACUUCAAGGUUCCUACUGAAAUCUUAUUUGGAAAAUGUCCUGACUACUCUUACUUGAGAGUAAUUGGAUGCUUGUGUUAUGCUGCUCACAAGACGGCUGAUAAAUUUGAGCCAAGAAGCUUAAGAUGUAUUCUGUUGGGAUAUCCUUAUGGUCAAAAAGGUUAUAAGUUGUAUGACCUUGAUAAUCACAGAAUAUUCAGUAGCAGAGAUGUUAUUUUUAAGGAGCAAAUGUUUCCUUUUAAACAAAAUUUGCAACUUCAAAAUUCUGAAGCAUACACACCCUGGGCUUCAUUACAAGAUUCUGAUAUGGAUUACACACAUACUGAUACUGAUCCAAAACAGAAUGUUCAAGUUCAGAAUGACUCAAAUUCGACUGACAGUAUGAUUUGGGAUUCUCAUCAAGGUGAUGCAUCUCAAGAAGAUGUCCACACCAUUUCUCAAAAUAGGAUGAUUGAGAUGAAUAGACCUAAGAGAGUCAGACAACAAUCUGUUAAGCUUCAGAAUUAUAUAUGCAAAGGAUUACCUCCAUCUCUGGUUGUUCCAUCUUCA